AUGGCCCAUCGCAAUCGAGCUCUCGUUGAGCAUAUCUGGCUCUGCUUGGAACUCGACGACUACGACUGCACCAAGUGCGCACCGCCUAGUGGAAGCAUAGACGAGGAGUUGGAAGAUGCGUAUGCUGUCACCGAUACAGCUCACUGCCCCAUCACCACUGCAUUCCAGAAUCUCUUCUCGGCUCUCAGCAGAUGGGAACCCAAUGGCGAUCUGACACUCGAUAUCAGUAUCUACUCGCCUAGCGACUCAAAGCAUUGGUUCAAGUAUCUGACCUUUAUGCCAGAUACUCCUGCGGGUAUGGUGGGCAGUGGUACGGAGCAGACGAUGCUAAGCCAAGUCGGUGAUGAUCCUCAACAUGGCUGGAUUGCUGGGUUUCGACAUUCCGCUCCAACGAGGGCGGCUAUCAACAAGAUUUUCCAUUCAGUUAUGGAGGAAGGUCCGUUCGAUAGCAAGCAGUUGGAGCUCCAAUGGUGGGAUCAGCUUCCGCCGGAGGAACUCCACUACGAGCCUUGGAGAGAAUGGGGAUCUAUCCAGAGAGAUACAGACAGAUCUAUCCACCAUUUCAAUGACAAUCUGAAGAGGCUUGUCGUCUUUGAAAACUUCAACCAACAGUACCCAGCUAUCAUGCAGAGAAUCCUGAAUGGGGAUGACAUGGCCGAAUGCCACCCUAUUCGCAAUCCAAGCCCAUCAAUUAGCCGGAUCAUGGCAGCCACCAGCCUCAAGCUCGAGCAUCUCGCAGCAUCCUUCAUGGUAGAUGCUCGGCACUUCAUGGAUAUCCAAUCUUCUUGGGAGUGGCCAAACCUCACCUCGCUUGCGCUUACUUCCAGAUUACUCGCUCUAGGAGCGGACUCGACCGAGGUCGGAGCAAUGCUUCAGAAGGCGGCGGCAGCGGCCCUCAAGAUGCCACAGCUGGAAACAAUGGAACUCUGGAACGGGCGGAAGGGGCUGGCGGCGCUCUUUCAGUAUCGGGUAUUUCGCAAUAAACAGCAAGCCAGAAUUACUUGGAGAGGCACAUGGAAAUUGACCAUGGAACCAUCUACAAUUCAGGCUUGGGAAGCCCUCGUUAAUCAAAGAUAUCCUGGCUGGGAACUUGGCGUGGUUCAGGAAUGGCUGGAUGAAAAUGAUAUCAAGUCUCAUGGUGAUGCUAUUCGCCAGUUAAUGCUUUCAAGUCAGGUCAUUCGGCCCAUCUCGUUGCAACAGAUUCAGAUAGAACAGAAGGCCCUGGAGGGCGCGAGAACUGUAUAA
Messenger RNA from Trichoderma citrinoviride, 1245 nucleotides. RefSeq lists its product as hypothetical. The record is from RefSeq and is a predicted model, not a curated record. NCBI's taxonomy places the organism in Eukaryota, Fungi, Ascomycota, Sordariomycetes, Hypocreales, Hypocreaceae. The transcript has 3 exons. Bases 1 to 1245 code for a protein of 414 amino acids.